AUGAAGGCGGCUCGCGGGAUCCGGAAGCUGGCGAUGAUCGGCGACGCGACACUCGACAUGGUUGCAUGUCCACCGGCUGAUCUAUGUAUUUGUUAUGGACGGUUUAAUAAAAUGACGAUCGCGACGUUGUUCGGGCUCGGACUGCUGGUGUUGGCCGAUACAUUGGCCCCGAAAACGAGCGUCAAGCAGCGCACCGCGACUACCGUCCGCAACUUGAAGGGCACCACCUCGCGCCUCUCCCGCCAGACGGCCAAAUCGUUGAAAAAGCGC
Mesorhabditis spiculigera is the source of this 270-nucleotide messenger RNA. The record is from the annotation of a GenBank genome assembly. Lineage: Eukaryota; Metazoa; Nematoda; Chromadorea; Rhabditida; Rhabditidae.